AUGGCAAGUGUGCAGCAUGGAUAUCUCCUGUCUUUCAUUCACUCGAAUUGCUCUUUGAGUCUGCCAGGUUCUAGCCCUCUGCUACUCUUUCCAACAGAUCCUUCCCACGAGCAUCCGCGCACGCAGAGUCAGUGGAGACGACGUCCCACAAACCAGAUCUCAAGCAUUACGAAGCACAAAGCAGCUUCGCACGGAUCUAUGAAGAACCCACCGGGAACCAGAUUCCAAGGACCUCCAACAAAGAAACCGGAGAUUACAUCAGCAUUAUUGAUCUCCAGCGACAACCACAAUCAGCAACACUCGAAAUCAUCCCAGACCAAAGGCACGGGCCCGCCUUCGAAAAAUGUAUUGAAGCCGAAGACGAACAAGGAAUUUUCGGCAUGGGCAGAGUAUAUGGGCGAAGAGAAAGAUGAAGACUUCAUCAAAUGGAAGAAGAAUAUGGUGGGCGAUGGUCAAGAUUCACAAAAGAAAUGA
Exophiala xenobiotica is the source of this 474-nucleotide messenger RNA. RefSeq lists its product as uncharacterized. The transcript has 3 exons. The record is from RefSeq and is a predicted model, not a curated record. Bases 1 to 474 code for a protein of 157 amino acids. NCBI's taxonomy places the organism in Eukaryota, Fungi, Ascomycota, Eurotiomycetes, Chaetothyriales, Herpotrichiellaceae.